AUGUCUUUGACCAACAACGACUUCCGGCAGCUGCUCAACGAGGCCGACGCUUCUGUCUUGGCCAGCACGAAACAGCACAGAAAGAAGCAGCAGCAGCAGAGAACUCCGGGCCAAAUCAGCGAAGCACAAAUACGCAGAAGAGAAAGGUACAAGGAAAUUCUAAAGAGGAAACAACUCCGAGCCCAAAAGGAUGAAGGAGACAACAAAGGAAAUGCUUAUCGAGACCGCGCGGAGGAGCGGCGGAAGCAAAAGGAGAGCUUCUACGCCCACGUGGCGGACGAGCUGGCGGAGCUGAAGGAGAGGACUGUUGAGGAGUCGAAGUUUCUCGGAGGAGAUGUGGACCACACUCACUUGGUGAAAGGUCUUGACGUUGUGCUGCUGAACAAAGUGCGGGCGGAGCUGAGCAAGGAGCAGCAGCGGCAAGCAGCAGCAGCAGCAGCAGCAGGCUCGCCAGCAGCAGACGGCCAGCAGCAGCAGCAGCAGCAGCAGCGCAGACCCUUAGCAGCAAACCCUAAUCUCAGAAAAGCCCUCCAGCUGCUGCUUAAUGGACUUCACCCCCACGCAGUCAGAUUUGCUGAAAAACUCAAACACAUGGAACUCCGACUCCUCGCGGGUCUCUCUUUAGCUGCUUCUCCUUCAAAAGUUAAUUUCGGGGGCGGCUGCUUAGCCUACUGCUAUGCUGUGGGUCCUGCUGCUGCUGCUGCUGCUGCUGCUGCUGCUACUGGUGGCUACCUGCCCACGCUGUUGCGCCGCAGCGCGCUGCUCUCGGACAGCAGCGACAGCAGCAGCAGCAGCAGCAGCAAAUGCCAGCCUGCCCCUGUGCAGUCGAAGGUUCUAAGGGAACUCACGGAGGCGCUGGCAUGGCACAGAGAGAACCGGAAGAAGAAAAAAGAAGACAGAUUGCCCAAAAGGCCAACGGGAAAAGCUGCAGAGGAAAAUGGGCGGACGGAUCAGCCAGAAGCAGACAUUUUUUCGGGAGUUGGCGCCUUCGAUGCGUCUUCGAUUCUGGCGGAAGCAGCAGCAGCAAAAAGAACAGAAGAAGAAAACAAAGCAGCUGAUUGGAUUCGGGAAGAAGGAGAAAUGGAACUUGAAGAUGACCAGACAA
Messenger RNA from Eimeria tenella, 1105 nucleotides. RefSeq lists its product as uncharacterized. The transcript is spliced from 9 exons. Gene Ontology annotation, biological process: mRNA splicing, via spliceosome. Lineage: Eukaryota; Apicomplexa; Conoidasida; Eucoccidiorida; Eimeriidae. Gene Ontology annotation, cellular component: nucleus. The record is from RefSeq and is a predicted model, not a curated record. The annotation marks the transcript as partial.